CGCUCCCCACUCCCGGGAUGUGUCUCCGCCGUACGACGGGCUAUGGCCACCACGACUUCCGGGUUCCGUCAUUUCGUUCUCCCGCCGCCGACCCGCGCCGCCAAACUGAGGCUCUCCUAUAAGCCCGGCAGCAGCCAACCUGCCAACACCUACUGACACUCACUCAUCUCCCAGAGAGAGAAAGAGAGCGAGAGCGAGCGAGCGCGAGAGAGCGAGCGCGAGUGAGAGCGAGCGAGCGAGCGAGAAAGAGAGAGAGGGAGAGACAAAAUACCUACCAGGAAAGGGGGGGAGGAAGUCCAAUUUUUGCAAACUAUUCAUUUUUUUCUUGAUUUUUCCCCCCCUGCUUUCUUUGAACGAUACUUUAAAGAGAGAGGAUCAUAUCAUAGAUACGGCGGGGGCAAAGCUAAAAGGGAGGGGGGAGGGGGAGGAAAAAUUCAAGAAGCAGAAACCCCUCGCGGAGUUUUACUGGAAGAAAAAAACGGGUCUGAAAGAUUCCUCCUCUUCAUCAUCAUCAACCAUCAUUCAUUCACUACCUUGACAUUCCGGGCUUUGAUUGACAGCUGGAGUGGCAAAAAGCCAUGAAACACGACAGUUCGGUUACAUGUGGGCUGCUGACGGGCCGCUCGUAACCUUCAGUUCGGGGGCUUGACAAUUUUUUUUCUUCUUUUUCUUCUUUUUCUUUUCUUUUUUUUUUUUUUUCAACUGAGGGGAAGAGAAGAGAAAGAGGGGGAAAGGAGGACCGAAGAGGAGGAGGAGGGGAGGGGGGAGGAGGUGGAGGAGGAGGAGGAGGAAGAUCGGGAGGAGGAGGAAGAAGAGGAAAAAAGAGAAAAAGAAGAAAUAUCACAGAAAAAAAAAACCAACUCUUCGUUGUCUUGCCUGGGCCUUUUUUUUUUUUUUCCCUAAAAAUAACAUAUUGGAAAAUUGGGAGAAGUCUCCUUGGUUUGGAAAAAAAAAGGAAUCUUCAGCCUAGAUCACUUUCUUAUCCGGACUGGGAUAUUAAAUAUACGACACAUCCAGGAGUUUAUUGGAGCGCAGACUGAUGGCGCAAAGGUACGAUGAGCUGCCCCAUUACGGCGGGAUGGACGGAGUAGGGGUGCCUGCUUCCAUGUACGGAGACCCUCACGCGCCGCGGCCGAUCCCCCCGGUUCACCACCUGAACCACGGGCCGCCGCUUCACGCCACGCAGCACUACGGCGCGCACGCCCCGCACCCCAAUGUCAUGCCGGCCAGCAUGGGAUCCGCUGUCAACGACGCCUUGAAGCGGGACAAGGACGCGAUCUAUGGGCACCCGUUGUUUCCUCUGUUAGCUCUGGUCUUUGAGAAGUGCGAGCUGGCGACCUGCACUCCCCGGGAACCCGGAGUGGCCGGCGGGGACGUCUGCUCCUCCGACUCCUUCAACGAGGACAUCGCGGUCUUCGCCAAGCAGGUUCGCGCCGAAAAGCCACUUUUUUCCUCAAAUCCAGAGCUGGACAAUUUGAUGAUACAAGCAAUACAAGUACUAAGGUUUCAUCUUUUGGAGUUAGAAAAGGUCCAUGAACUGUGUGAUAACUUCUGCCACCGGUACAUUAGCUGUUUGAAGGGGAAAAUGCCCAUAGACCUCGUCAUUGAUGAAAGAGACGGCAGCUCCAAGUCAGAUCACGAAGAACUUUCAGGCUCCUCCACAAAUCUCGCUGACCAUAAUCCUGCAUCUUGGCGAGACCACGAUGAUGCAACUUCCACCCACUCAGCAGGCACCCCAGGGCCCUCCAGUGGGGGCCAUGCAUCCCAGAGUGGAGACAACAGCAGUGAGCAAGGGGAUGGUUUAGACAACAGUGUAGCUUCACCUGGCACAGGUGACGAUGAUGAUCCAGACAAGGACAAAAAACGCCAGAAGAAAAGAGGCAUUUUCCCCAAAGUAGCGACAAAUAUCAUGAGAGCGUGGCUCUUCCAGCAUCUCACACAUCCGUACCCUUCCGAAGAGCAGAAGAAACAGUUAGCUCAAGACACAGGACUUACAAUUCUCCAAGUAAACAACUGGUUUAUUAAUGCCAGAAGAAGAAUAGUACAGCCCAUGAUUGACCAGUCAAAUCGAGCAGUGAGCCAAGGAGCAGCGUAUAGUCCAGAGGGUCAGCCCAUGGGGAGCUUUGUGUUGGAUGGUCAGCAACACAUGGGAAUCCGGCCUGCAGGUUUGCAGAGCAUGCCAGGGGAGUACGUUUCUCAGGGUGGUCCUAUGGGAAUGAGUAUGGCACAGCCAAGUUACACUCCUCCCCAGAUGACCCCACACCCUACUCAAUUGAGACAUGGACCCCCAAUGCAUUCAUAUUUGCCAAGCCAUCCCCACCACCCAGCCAUGACGAUGCACGGAGGACCCCCUCCCCACCCUGGAAUGACUGUGUCAGCACAGAGUCCCACCAUGUUAAAUUCUGUAGAUCCCAGUGUUGGCGGACAGGUUAUGGACAUUCAUGCCCAAUAGUAUAAGGGAACUCAAGGGAAAAGGAAACACACGCAAAAACUAUUUUAAGACUUUCUGAACUUUGACCAGAUGUUGACACUCAAUAUGAAAUUCCAGACAGCUGUGAUCAUUUUUUACUUUUUGUCAUUUUUCAUCAAGCAACAGAGGACCAAUGAGACAAGAACACAAAUGUGAAAUCAUGGGCUCACUGAGACAAUUCUGUCCAUGUAAAGAUCCUCUGGAAAAAGACUCCGAGAGUUAUAACUACUGUAGUAUAAACAUAGGAACUAAGUUAAACUUGUACAUUUCUGUUGAUCACUCCGUUAUGUUGCCUCAAAUAGUUUUAGAAGAGAAAAAAAAAAAUAUAUCCUUGUUUUCCACACUAUGUGUGUUGUUCCCAAAAGAAUGACUGUUUUGGUUCAUCAGUGAAUUCACUAUCCAGGAGAGACUGUGGUAUAUUUUAAACCUGUUGGGCCAAUGAGAAAAGAACCACGCUGGAGACCACGGUGAACGUUUGGCUGAACCUCAUCCCUCGGACUCCAGCUUCAAGAAUGUGUUUUCAUGCCCGGCCUUUGUUCCUCCAUAAAUGUGUCCUUUAGUUUCAAACAGAUCUUUAUAGUUUGUGCUUCAUAAGCCAAUUCUUAUUAUUAUUUUGGGGGACUCUUCUUCAAAGAGCUUGCCAAUGAAGAUUUAAAGACAGAGCAGGAGCUUCUUCCAGGAGUUCGAAGCCUUGGCUGUGGACAAAACAAUCUUAAGUUGGGCAGCUUUCCUCAACACACACAAAAAGUUAUUAAUGGUCAUAGCACCACAACUAGGACUUUCUCCGGAAACUCAAAGCUUGGGGGAUAAAAAGGAGCAAGAGAAUACUGUAACAAACUUCGUACAGAGUUCGGUCUAUUAAUUGUUUCAUGUUAGAUAUUCUAUGUGUUUACCUCAAUUGAAAAAAAAAAAGAAUGUUUUUGCUAGUAUCAGAUCUGCUGUGGAAUUGGUAUUGUAUGUCCAUGAAUUCUUCUUUUCUCAGCACGUGUUCCUCACUAGAAGAAAAUGCUGUUACCUUUAAGCUUUGUCAAAUUUACAUUAAAAUACUUGUAUGAGGACUGUGACGUUAUGUUAAAAAAAAGGUGUUAAGUCACAAAAUGCGGUAAUAAAUAUUUCAUUUUUGA
Messenger RNA from Hippopotamus amphibius kiboko, 3594 nucleotides. RefSeq names its product Meis homeobox 2 (gene MEIS2). Gene Ontology annotation, molecular function: RNA polymerase II cis-regulatory region sequence-specific DNA binding; DNA-binding transcription activator activity, RNA polymerase II-specific. The coding region runs from base 1040 to 2452 and encodes 470 amino acids. Gene Ontology annotation, biological process: embryonic pattern specification; eye development; animal organ morphogenesis. The record is from RefSeq and is a predicted model, not a curated record. NCBI's taxonomy places the organism in Eukaryota, Metazoa, Chordata, Mammalia, Artiodactyla, Hippopotamidae. The transcript has 12 exons.